Parascedosporium putredinis is the source of this 1242-nucleotide messenger RNA. NCBI's taxonomy places the organism in Eukaryota, Fungi, Ascomycota, Sordariomycetes, Microascales, Microascaceae. The record is from the annotation of a GenBank genome assembly.
AUGCAAUCCCAACUGGUUUCACUACAGGAGUUGUCCAAUCAUUUGAAGCAACUUAUAGAGCACAUGGACGUGCAAGACUGGCCAGAUUUCUUUCAUACGAACGAUCCGCUGCAGCAGCUAUCUCAAGAUAUUGCGGCUGCUGAAAAAGGCGAGACUGGUUGGAGGUCCGUUGUGGACUCCGCCUGCCUUAUGCUAGAGAGGUACUGGAAUAUCUUGAAGAUAAGUGACCGAAUGGCUUUUAUCAGGAACUGGGGUAGUUUGUGGAGCACCUUCAUUCACGCCAUACCGUAUGUAAAUGCGUGCCGUCUGCAGAAGCUGCUCCAGGAAGGUCAAAUUCACGUCAUGGACUUCGAUGAGAUCCAGUGCCAUCAACCGGGGUUCACUAUCUCAUGUGGUGAGAGACGGUACCACGCAGAUAUUGUUAUCGAAGCCGCUGGCCUGGAGCUGGAUGUUACUCUCCUCGAAGCAAAUCAGCUAGGCGGUUUCUUACUCCCCAAGUUUUGGUUCAAGCCCGCCACCGAAUAUUCCCUAGCUACAUCUGCCUGCCCAAAGCCCGGGGAAUACUACAACUGCCAGGUUUGCGAAAAGCGGUACAAGCGCCGGGAGCAUCUCCAGCGCCACCGCGCCUCACACAAAGUCUCCCGACCGCACCAGUGCGCCUGCUGCGACCGUACGUUCCAGAGACUCGACGUGCUGAAGCGGCACGCGCGCACCUGCGAGGCGAGAGCCGUCGGCUUGCUGCCCCAGAGAAGACGGGCGUGCGACUAUUGCGUGCGCCAGAAAAAGGCUUGCACCGCCGAUCAACCGUGCCGCAACUGCGAGAGGCUCGCGAUCGAGUGCUGCUACUCGGCGGCCGCGAAUGUUAAGCCAAGAAGGGAUAGCACGGCGACAACUACUGUGAAGGAACGCGAAAGUACCGAAAAUGAUUCGAACGAAACCCAAAUGAUGACUCCUCUCGAUUCCCUUUCUUCUGUCCUCGUCCCUUCUGCUGAAAAGAUGUAUUCCGCAGCCCAGACGAACGGCACCCUCUUACCGAUGGAUCCCUUCGAGGCCAGUCUCUGGGACUCGGCGGAGCCCACAGCGGCGUGGCUAGAUUACCUGAAUCCCGUCAUGGGUAUCCCCCAGAUGCCCUUCGACGUCUCGGCUCCCCAGCACCCGCGCCGCGGCAAAACGACACGCGGUCCUACAGGUUUUACUUUUGGACAAGUUUACCAAGCGCACGGGGUUACUCGAGUCCUUUGA